This is a messenger RNA of Phyllopteryx taeniolatus (common seadragon), 2902 nucleotides long. Its product is annotated as gamma-aminobutyric acid type B receptor subunit 2-like. The record is from RefSeq and is a predicted model, not a curated record. The transcript is spliced from 15 exons. Gene Ontology annotation, cellular component: G protein-coupled receptor heterodimeric complex; membrane. Lineage: Eukaryota; Metazoa; Chordata; Actinopteri; Syngnathiformes; Syngnathidae. The coding region runs from base 137 to 2686 and encodes 849 amino acids. Gene Ontology annotation, molecular function: G protein-coupled GABA receptor activity. Gene Ontology annotation, biological process: G protein-coupled receptor signaling pathway; gamma-aminobutyric acid signaling pathway.
GAACAGGUCGACUUCCGGCUUAAGCAAACGAUUUGGGAACGUCCAGGUGGCGUUGCGCGGCGUUGCCGGGGCAACUGCGCUGAUCCUCAUCCUCAUCCUGAUCCUUUGAUCCUGCGCUCCAGUCGUCGGUCCGGGCAUGGCGCUCUUUCGGGUCCCGCCGCUCCUCGGGGUCCUGCUCGUCGUGUGGCGCGCUGCGGCGGGCUCGGUGCCGCCGCCGCCGGUCCCCGUCCUGUGGAUGCUUCCGGGAAGUUCUGGAGGGGGCAGGGCCAACGCCAGCGCCGGGACCGGCACGGCGCUGGCGCUGGCCGUCCGCAUGGCGCUCGACGACCUCGACGGACGAGCGACGGCGCCCCUGGGACGGUACCGAAUACGAGCGCACGUCAUACACGCGCAGUGCGACCUUUCGUCGUCCCUCCGAUCUCUCUUUGACGCGAUGUGGGCGGGGCCAAGGUACCGGCUCCUGCUGGGAGGGGCGUGUCCCUCGGUGGCGACGCGGCUCGCGCGCGCUCUGCCGGCUCUCCGGAUGGUUCAGGUGUCUUACGGCGCCGAGGCAACCUGGCUGUCCGACCGGAAGCGAUACGGGAACGCGUUCGACGCGACGCCGUCGGGUCGGGCCGUCAACCGGGCGGCCGUGCGGCUGCUGCGGCGCUUCGGGUGGACGCGCGUCGGCCUGGUUGCGCAAGAGACGUCCUCGGAGAUGACGAAGGACUUGAUGAAUCGCAUGACGACGGCCGGAGUCCAGCCGGUGUCCACGACGGCGCUCCCGGACCACGACUGCGGCGGCCUCGUGGAGAUGAAGCAACUCGAUGUGCGCGUCGUCGUCAUCGUCCUCACACGAGCCGACGAAGAUUCCCUCGCUCGAGUUUUCUGCUGCGCCUCCGGGCUGAAGAUGUUUGGCGCACGCCAUCGGUGGAUGGUGGCGGGAGCGGAGCCGACACGGAGGUCCGGCUCGCGGGUUCCCGGCUGCGGGUCCCGUGACGUCGCGGCGGCGGCGGACGGCGCCAUCUGGCUCCUGAGCACGCAUGUCGCCCACGCUGACACGCCGGGAGUUUCUGGACGGACUCGUCAAGACUUCGAGCGGGCCUACCUGCGGGAGGUCCGGCUCCGCCCGGGGCUCCGGGCCAGCCCCCUCGCCGCGUACGCCUACGACGCCGCGUGGGCGGCGGCCAUCGCCCUGAGCCGCCUGACGGAGGCGCUGGAGCGGCGCCGUAAAUUCCACAGAAACGCCGACAUCGGCGAGGAGGAAGCGACCGGCGCCCUGAGGGACGCCGUGGCCCGCACGCACUUCCAAGGCGUCACGGGGCCCGUUUCCUUCCGCCGUGGCCGACGACGCUCCUCCGUGCUCGUCUUCCAGACUCAAGGUUCCGCUGGCGUGACGGUGGGCGAGGUGGACACCACGACGGAUCAGCUGCGACUCUCCGAGCGUCUGCUGAAGUUCAAAGGUCCGUCUUCGGUGCCCGACGGCGGCAUCCGAGAGCGGCGCCGCGUCGGCGUCCUCGUCUACGGCGUCCUGUCUGCCGUCGCCACGGUAACGGCCGCCGUCUCGCUGGGCGUCCUCUGCGGCGCGGCCGCGAAGCGGCGUCGCCUCGGCGAAGGCUCGGCCGCCUCCGCGACGGCGUCCCGGGAUGCGCCGAUGACGACGACGAUGGCCGUCUUCCUCUCCGCCUCGUCCGUCGUGGCCGCCGGCCCCGAUGGCGACGACUUCCUGGCCCGAGAGACGGCGGACGCGCUCUGCUCGCUGCGAGCGUGUCUGCUGUGCGCGUCUCACACUCUGGCGUCGGCGUCGCUCUUGGCCCGGACGUGGCGUCGUGCGUCCGGCGGCGGCGAGGUCCCGUCUGCUUUCCGCCUGGCGAUCCUCAUGACCUCGGUGGACGCGCUCCUUCUGUGCGCCUGGCAGACGCCGGAAGUUCUCGGGCGUGCGGCGACGCGACACGUCAGUCCCCCCGGAAAGGCGGCGGCGGCGGCGGAGCUUCUCGGCUCGCCCGGCGUCUGUCGAGCGCCUCAAACCGUCGACCCUCUUUUUCAGAGCGACUCGGCCCAACCGGACGCCUUCGCGUGGACGACGUCCAAACGCUGCGGCGGCAACAACGGGGACGCCUGGACCGCCGCCCUAUGCGCAUACAAAGCGCCUCUCGUGGUUGUCGGCUGUUUGCUGUCGUGGUUGCUGCCUGACGGAAGUCGCGGCACGUGCGCGUGCCCGGCGUGUGCUUUGUGGGCGAGCGUGUCGGUGGCUUCGGCGCCUCCUCUGCUGUCCCGCAACCCUUCGCUUGACUUCUGUGUCGUCAGCGUUUUGGUACUCGCCUGUGACAUCAUUGUCCUCGCCGCCGCCUUCCUACGCAAUCCGGUCGACUCGGGCGCCGACAGCCCACCGGCUGCGGGGGGCGGGCCGCGUGAGAAACGCAAUCGGCUGCUGAAACAUCAAAGCGCUGAGUUGGACACACAAAUACACACGCUAACCACACAGCUCUGUGUCGCGCGGGAGGCGGAGCUUGUCCAGCACCAGACAGGAAGUAGCGACACGACGUCACAUGACCUCGCCGACGGCGACGUCAACUCUCCUGAGCUCGUGCGUCGGCGUCUGUCGGUGCAGCUUCCGAUCCUCCACCUUUCCUACCUUCCCGUCGUGGGCGGCGUCAGCGCCAGUAGCUCCGCCCGCUUCGCCGGCGGGGACGCCGCCGACGCUUAGCCGCCGGACCGCCCAGACGUCUGCUUCCUCUUUUCGUUUGCAGCUGCAAAAAUAUUUCUUAUUUCAUUUUUGCUAUUAUUGCAUCAUGGUUAUUCAAUGAUUUUGUUAUUUAAAGUUGUUGUUUUUUUUCUUACAAUUUAAUUAGUGGGUAAAUAUUCAGUAAAUAUUCCAAAUGUUCUAUUUAUCAUCAUUUAUUUAUUAAAUAUUUGUACUGUU